GUGUGUGUGUGUGUGUGUGUGUGUGUGUGUGUGUGUGUGUGUGUGUGUGUGUGUGUGGUAAGGCACUCGACUCUUCAGCGAUGGAAGGUGAAGAUUCAGUUCAACGUAAAUCAAAUCCAGGUCGGCGGUUUGUAGGGCGUGCGGGAGAGGAGAGGGAGCGGAGGGAGCGGAAGGGAGGCAAGAGGACGUCCAUUCAAGUAAAGCCUUGAAGUGCUGACGCAGGAUAACGCAUGCGCCGACGGGGAAACCUCAAGAACAGCCACCAACCCGCAGCAUCCCCUCAGUCAGUGUCACUCACUCGCCCUCCAGCACGCCGCAGAACCAGAAGCCACGCACCAUGGACUCCGAACGACCCCUGAACCUCAUGACGACCUCCUCCACUACCGACGAAGGCAAGAGAGAGGCCAUGUCCCCGCCCUUGCCAUACCACGGACUGCCCCUUCAUCUCCAGCAGCAGCAGCAACAGGCGGAGUGCAGCAGCCGAGUUCCCAAAUGCGCCCGCUGUAGGAACCAUAACAAGCACACGCCAUUAAGAGGCCACAAACGCUACUGCCAGUUCAGGAAGUGCCAAUGUUCGCGAUGCCAGCUCACCGUGGACAGGCAGCGCAUCAUGGCCCGUCAGGUGGCUCUCCGUCGGGCGCAGGAACAGGACGAGGCACGCAGAGUUCUCCUUCAGGAAACGCUGCAAAUGGAGACUUCGCCGGCGCUUACAUCCUCAGACUUGGACGGGUAUCGAAGUGAGGGGUCGGUUUCGCCUGGAAGCUGCCCACCUGCCGUCUCCACCACCAGCACGCCACCGCCUCCGCCGCUGCACUUCCCGCCCCUCCUGCAGCCUCAUCACACCCGCUCAGAGCACCCUCCACACCGCCCCGACCUCGCCCCCCUCGCCUUCACGCCCUCGCCACACAGCGCGUCCGCAAACUGGUCCCUGCAACAACAACAACAACAACAACAACAACAGGCUUCCAUCACCCCUCCUCCUCCUCCUCCUCCUCUUUCUCUCCCUCUCCCUCCUCUUCCUUAUCUCCCUUCUCUCCGCACCUCCCUUUCCUCCUCCCCCUUCCCCUCAUUCUCCCUCUACGACCCCCGCGCCCUCCCUUACAUCUUCUCUCCCCUUCUCUACCCUCAUCAUCAGCAUCAUCAAGCCGCUACCCCGCUGCACCGUUUCCAGCCCAAAAUACCGCAACCCGCAGCCCCCUCCGCCACCGACACCGCCCCCGCCGCCGUCCGCUGCGAUGUUUGUGGGUUGAGCACUUCGUCCGAGUUUGAUUUCCUGCACCAUCGUUGUGAUUCGCAUUGAGUUGGGUUCUCUCUCGCUUCUCUUCUUUUUUUUCCGUUUUUCGCUUGAUAUUCCUGUUGUUUUCCUGUUUGACUUUCUGUUGUUUUUCUCGUCCAGUUUUGUCUUCAGCUUUUUUUUAUAUGUCUGCUUUUUUGUCUGUUUAUUUUAUUUUCAUAGUUUUUUUCAUGUUUUUCUUGUCUCUUCAUCAUUAUUUCAGCGUCUGAUUUUGUUUUUUUUCAUUUGUCUUCAUCAUUUUCUUCAUCUGAUUUCUGUCUCUAUCUCUGUCUGGUUUUUUUUUGUCUGUUUAUUUUAUUUUCAUCGUUUUUUUCAUGUUUUUUUUUGUCUUUUCAUUUCAUUUGUCUUCAUCGUUUCUUUUCAUCUGAUUUUUGUAUCUAUCCUAUAUUAUGUUUUGUCCAUUCAUCUCUUUCCCUUCUUUUAAUUAUCUCUGUUUAUCUUCUUUCUUCAUCUAUUUCUGUCUUACUUAUCAUCCAUGUGUGUGUGUCUGUCUGUCUGUAUCUCUUUGUCUCUCUCUGUACCUGUCUGUGUGUGUGUGUGUGUGUGUGUGUGUGUGUGUGUGUGUGUGUGUGUGUGUGUGUGUGUGUGUGUGUGUGUGUGUGUGUGUGUGUGUGUGUUUCUUUUUUUUCUGCGUCUCCCUGUGCUAUUUCCUCAUGUGGGUCACGGCUUUUCCCUUGUUGUUGUUGUUGUUGUUGUUGUUAUUGUUGAUCUUCUUCUUCUUCUUCUUCUUUUUCUUUUUCUUUUUCUUCUUCUUCUUCUUCUUCUUCUUCUUCUUCUUCCUUUUCUUCUCGUCGUCGUCUUACUAAUACUUGUUGUUGCUGUUUAUAUAUACUUGUUGUCAUUUUUUCGUUUUGUUAUUGUUAUUAUUGUCGGUGUGAAGGAGUUUUUUUUAUGUAGCAGGAAGCAGAUGAAGAACUAUUAGCUUUAGUAUUGCAUUAUUGUCUUGUUUUUCUUCUUUUUUCUCAAGUUUAUCGUCCUUAUUAACUCAUUCCGUGUUAAUUUAUAUUCAGAAAAAAAAAACAUCCCCGGAAGCCACCAGCAAUUGACCUCUCGUGGAAUGUGAAAACGGUAAAAACAAAAAGGAAUUCGAUCCUUGUUGACUAAGCAUAGAAUCAGGGUUGAGCUCUUCCCCGCACUCACCCUGAUUCACUGAUUUUAAUUUAAAGAAGAACCUACAGAAAUAUUUUGAUGAUGCCUCCGGAGCAAAGCACUGAAAAUAAGGGGAAAAAAUGGUGCUUCUGUGAAAAGGUCAAACGUUCGGCAAAAGGAGAUUAUCAGCGUAUCAUAUUUCUCUGUAGUUGUUGAUUACUGACUUUAGUUCUAUCUUCAAUUAAUGUUUUGUUAGUUUACUUGCCUUAAGGGUAAAAAAAGAAGUAGGUUAGUGGGGAAAGUACAGUAAGUGUCAGCAGGGAGAGGAGGCAGAGAUGGAUACAAGAGAAAACAUGACUUGGCUGAACAUCUUCCCGUUAUACUUUCUCUCGCGUCUGGCUGUGUGAGUGUAAGCUUACUAAAUACGAUAGAAAGAAACGUCCCUUGUAAGUGUUUUAACCAGCUCGUCUUUCUUCCUUGUAAGUGUUGCCAAGUGUUAUGGUGACCCGGACAUGAUUAUAAUUUGAUGGGUCUGUUAAUUAAGGGUUAAUGUAAGGAAUUGAUUGUUUAGUUAGUACAAUAAAAGGAUAUUGAAGAUGUAUAUAGUAAUGUUUAUAGGUUGAGAGAGAGAGAGAGAGAGAGAGAGUCAGAGUCAUGUAACUUUUUCUUUAUUCAGUGAUACCA
Molecule: messenger RNA, 3067 nt
Organism: Eriocheir sinensis (Chinese mitten crab)
Lineage: Eukaryota; Metazoa; Arthropoda; Malacostraca; Decapoda; Varunidae
Product: doublesex- and mab-3-related transcription factor 1Y-like
Exons: 2
Coding region: 338-1300 (320 amino acids)
Biological process (GO): regulation of transcription by RNA polymerase II; sex differentiation
Cellular component (GO): nucleus
Molecular function (GO): DNA-binding transcription factor activity, RNA polymerase II-specific; RNA polymerase II cis-regulatory region sequence-specific DNA binding
Source: RefSeq, a predicted model, not a curated record